Hirundo rustica (Barn swallow) is the source of this 823-nucleotide messenger RNA. It is a transcript of the gene REC114, whose product is annotated as REC114 meiotic recombination protein. Bases 1 to 756 code for a protein of 251 amino acids. NCBI's taxonomy places the organism in Eukaryota, Metazoa, Chordata, Aves, Passeriformes, Hirundinidae. The transcript is spliced from 6 exons. The record is from RefSeq and is a predicted model, not a curated record.
AUGGCUGCCGCUGGCGGCGUUCGUGGCUCCGAGCCUGGGCAGGCUUCGGCGCCGGGCACCGCCGGCGACACCUCCCUCCUCGGCAGCGCCACAGUGUGGCCCUUGAAGCGCUACGGUCGCUUCCUCCCCCCGAAGGACGGUGACGAUGAGCAGAGCACCUCUUGGAAGGUGUUUGAAUCAAAUGAAGAAUCAGGCCCUCUUGUCCUUACCAUUGUGGAGUCUGGCCAUUUCUUUAUUUCCCAAGACAGAACAGUGCUGGAAGGCUUUUCCCUGAUUGAUUCCCACAAGUGGCUGAAGAUAGUGAGGAAAGCAGAGUGCCUGCUGCUCCGGGCACAGGCCAAGAACGAGUGCCGCAUGUUCCGCGUGCAGUUCGGAGGCAGCUGCAAGGAGGAGAUGCAGGAGCAUUGCUGCAGCUGUGUCCAGAAACUCAGCCAGUACGUGCCGGUGCAGGGGGCUGAGGAACACAGCCAGCAGCUCUGCCACGGCCUCAGCCAGGACACCCAGGGCAUGGACACUGAGCACGCACCAGAUGAGCCUCUCCCAGACUCCUGCACAAGCCUUGGAGAAAGAAGAUCUGUAGCACAGCUCGCACAGUCGGUGCUGCGGCAGCGGCCGGAGCUGCCCGCGGCGUUGCGGCACCCGGCGUGGAGCGCCCGGGAGCUGGGGCCCUUCAUCCGCCUCUGCCUCAUGGACCAGCACUUCCCAGCCUUCGUGGAGGACGUGGAGAAGGAACUGCACAGACUGGCCGAGGAAUGAGGCACGCCCGGCGCGCCGUGGGCUGCGCGCAGCUCCGGUGAUUAAAGGUUGAAAAACACGGCCUGCA